Lactuca virosa is the source of this 2197-nucleotide messenger RNA. The record is from the annotation of a GenBank genome assembly. Lineage: Eukaryota; Viridiplantae; Streptophyta; Magnoliopsida; Asterales; Asteraceae.
AUGCCAAGAAAGAAAGUAUCUUCUUUCCAUAAACAGCACUGCCAUUACAUUGAUUCCAGACAGGGACACUGCCACCAUCAACCACACCCUCUGUUUUCGCUAGGGUUUCAUUCCUUUAUUUCUUUAUUCUUAAUCGCUGUUCUUCCGAAUUUCAUCGAUGUUUAUUCGCCAAUCAUAAACCACGACUUCUGCAAAUUAUUCAUUCAGAACCAAAAAAUGAAGGCGUUCUUAAUUGAAUCGGGUUUUAAGCCUUCUGGUGGGAGCCCAAGAGAGAGGACGUCUAGUAAAUUAUCAUCAGAAGCGUAUGUAUUACAGUCCAUCAGGGAAGAAAGUUUUAGGCUGAAAAAUCGACCUGAAGUUCGACCAAUUUCAGUCGACAAGAAACCAAAUUCUUUUAGACGUGUACGCGAUGAUCAUUUUGAGAAGAAGAAAGAGGGUUCUGAAGUCAUUCUCGCUAAUAUUCCAAGUAUUAGGACAAUUCCAAAAGCCAUAGAAGGAGAACAGGUCGUUGCAGGUUGGCCUUCCUGGCUUGCUGAGGUAGCUGGUGAAGCCAUUAAUGGCUGGUUACCUCGAAGAGCAGAUACAUUUGAGAAAUUAGACAAGAUUGGUCAAGGAACGUAUAGCUGUGUAUUCAAAGCUCGCGAUCUCACAAACAAGAAAACUGUCGCUUUAAAAAGAGUAAGAUUCGACAACAUGGAUUCAGAAAGUGUCAAGUUCAUGGCAAGAGAAAUCCUCGUCUUGAGAAGACUCAAUCAUCCAAAUGUAAUCAAACUCGAAGGAUUAAUCACUUCACGAACUUCAUCCAGUUUAUACCUUGUUUUCGAAUACAUGGAACAUGAUCUAACAGGAUUAGUAUCACUACCUGGUAUCAGAUUCACAGAACCACAAGUGAAAUGCUACAUGAAACAGCUCCUAAGUGGACUUGAUCAUUGUCAUAGUCAUGGUGUUCUUCAUCGUGACAUAAAAGGGUCAAAUCUUUUGAUCGACAAUAAUGGGAUUUUAAAAAUUGGUGACUUUGGUUUAGCAAGUGUCUUUGAUUGUAAUCAAAGUGUUCCAUUAACAACACGUGUAGUGACACUUUGGUAUCGACCACCUGAACUGUUACUUGGAGCUACACAUUAUGGAGUUUCUGUGGAUUUAUGGAGUGCAGGAUGCAUUCUUGGUGAAUUAUAUGCAGGGAAGCCUAUCAUGCCUGGUAGAACAGAGGUUGAGCAACUCCAUAGAAUCUUCAAGCUUUGUGGUUCACCUUCUGAAGAUUAUUGGAAAAAGACGAAAUUACCCCACUCAACAGCUUUCAAACCUGUUCAUCCUUAUAAAAGACGGAUUCUAGAAGCUUUUAGAGAGUUUCCUUUACCUGCUGUUGGACUUAUGGAGACCUUACUUGCAGUAGAACCAGAACAAAGAGGAACUGCAUCACUCGCUCUCAAGAAUCAGUUUUUUACAACAAAACCUUAUGCUUGUGAUCCUUCAAGUUUGCCACAUUAUCCUCCUACCAAAGAAAUUGAUGCUAAAAUGAGAGAUGAAGAAGCUACAAGACAAAGGGCAAAUCAAAAGGUUGAGAAGGAAAGCAAAGAAAGUCAUAUAAAGCAACAUGCGAUCUUGAAGGGUUCAAAAGAUGGUCGACCAAUGAGGGACUCUUAUUCAGGGCCAUUGGUGGCUAAUAACAAAUACUGUGAAUUUUCAAAAACAUCUAAAGAUGAUGAAAUUGAAAAGAAAGAUGUUUCUUGUUCCCAAGUAAGAAAAGAUGAAGUGGGUAAUAAUAAUAAUAAUAAGGUAUACAAGAAAGGAAACAAAAUACAAUUUUCGGGUCCACUAGUUUCAUCAAAUGUUGACCAAAUGAUUAAAGAUCAUGAUCGACAUAUUCAAGAAGCUGCCAGAAGAUCACGCCUUGAGAAGACGAGGGUUGGUGAAGUUGAGAUUGAAGGAAAGGAAAUGGUAAGAAAUGUAGUGUAUCCAUCAAGUCGACUAUCCAAGUAAAAAAAAAAAAAAAAAAAAAAAAAAAAACUUGUGGCAUGUGUUGUGAUUUAGAUGGUUUUGUGUAGAGAAAUUCUUAUUGUAUGUUUUUUUUUCUUGAAAUUAUAGUGUAUUUUAGGGAGGAAAAAUGAUAAUAUGGUGCAUAGGUUUGUAAUGUUGAUUGGUGUGCAAGAAAGAAAAUAUAGGAACAAGUAAUAGAAUGGUUUUUGAAGCGGAUUGUGGU